CCCCCUCAUGCUGCUGCUGGAGCAGUGUUGAAGUCUGUGUGUUUCGGCACCAGGCUGCCGGACGGACACGAUCGCGGUUGUUUUUGUUGUUAUUUUCACGUGUGAAAAUGGCGUCCGACGGCAUGGAUGAGCGAUCGCCGCUACUGUCGGCGCAGAACUCUGGCAAUGUGACGCCCACGGCGCCGCCGUACCUCCAGGAGCCCAGUCCGAGAGCUGAGCUUCCUCCCCCAUACACAGCCAUUGCCAGUCCCGAUACAGGAGGAGUGCCUGUCAUUAACUGCAGAGUGUGUCAGUCUCUCAUAAACCUGGAUGGGAAGCUCCAUCAGCACGUCGUGAAGUGCACGGUCUGCAAUGAGGCCACGCCAAUCAAAAACCCACCAGCUGGGAAAAAGUAUGUCCGAUGUCCCUGCAACUGCCUGCUAAUUUGUAAAGACACAUCCCGGAGGAUAGGAUGCCCUCGGCCCAACUGCAGACGCAUUAUCAACCUGAGCCCAGUGAUGGUGAUCCCAGAGGAGCAACCUGCACAGCCAGCACUUCCUAUUCAGCCUGAAGGCCUGCGUGUGGUGUGCGGCCACUGCGGCAACACGUUCCUCUGGAUGGAGCUCCGAUUUAAUACUCUGGCCAAGUGUCCACAUUGCAAAAAAAUCUCUUCUGUUGGCAGUGCUCUACCCAGAAGACGCUGCUGCGCCUACAUCACAGUAGGAAUGAUCUGCAUUUUCAUUGGAAUUGGACUAACUGUUGGAACCCAAGAAUUUGCUCGCAGGUACCAUGCUACCUACGUGUCAUGGGCCUUUGCGUAUCUGCUCGGUCUUAUCUGCCUGGUGCGGGCCUGCUACUGGGGAGCAAUUAGAGUCAGCUAUCCAGAGAACACUUUUGCGUAGAUGAAUUGUCUGUGAGCGUUCAUUUAACCCUUUUAGGAUUUAAUUUUAUCUUGAUUUUAACAGGUGUACAUUUGACUGGUCAUUCUAUGUAGGCAAGCUAUAAUUGAGGCAGGAUUUUUACACAUUGUAUUCUGAUUAAUUGGGUGUUAACUAUUUAUAUAUAUAUACACAGAUCGGAAAUUGAAAAUGAUGAACAUUGGCUAAAUACAUAUUGAUUCAAUGGAAUACUUAAAUUGAAGGUACGUAUGCCUCGUAUUGUUGUAACUCCUACUGGAUAGACUGUGUGUGCUGCGUUUUGUUACCAACUUGACCAAAAUGAACAAUUUGUCCAUUGCACUACAGUUUUAUGCAAAUAUACUGUUUCUUUGCUGCUAGUUGUCAGCUGUAAAAAGCUGCAGGUUGUUAAGUAUUAAAAGCUGCCCACUCUAAACAAAGGUACUGUGCUCCGUUUAUAUAAUCGUACAUCUUACACGUGCCAACAUUUGUGUUCAUAUCUCUUGUGGAAGAAAAAUUCUCGUAUUCAAACAGUUCGAGCCGCUCAGACACGCUCCGAGAGAAUAUCACAGCUUUUCAGAGUAAUUACAGACGGCAUGCUUACAAACUUCAGAGCUCAUAAUUCGACUCCAGUGAGAAUUAAAUGUUUCGCAUGAUGUUAAUUUUGAUUGAUUUGUACCACAGAUCAGUGUUUCUCUGUCGACGAAAGGUCACCGUGGAAGUGUUCAGCCUUCCUCUCUAUACAUAGAACAGAAACACCUCCGCUUUAUUGUUCAUGCUAAAAUCACUGUAGUUCCCUAUCUUUGGCAGGGUGACUGGGCACAACUGUAGUUACUAAUCCUGUUCUGAAUGUGAAAAGCAAGUUGUUGUUUUUUUUUGUAUAUAGUUUAUCCAUCACACCAAAACUAACUUAAGUUGGAGUAUGGUUUGGGUCUUUUUAAAAAUGGUAAUUUAUCAAUAAAAUAAAAAAAAUAAAAAAACUA
Hemibagrus wyckioides is the source of this 1858-nucleotide messenger RNA. It is a transcript of the gene pip4p2, whose product is annotated as phosphatidylinositol-4,5-bisphosphate 4-phosphatase 2. The record is from RefSeq and is a predicted model, not a curated record. Gene Ontology annotation, biological process: phosphatidylinositol dephosphorylation. The coding region runs from base 108 to 881 and encodes 257 amino acids. Gene Ontology annotation, cellular component: plasma membrane; lysosomal membrane; late endosome membrane. The transcript is spliced from 7 exons. Gene Ontology annotation, molecular function: phosphatidylinositol-4,5-bisphosphate 4-phosphatase activity. Lineage: Eukaryota; Metazoa; Chordata; Actinopteri; Siluriformes; Bagridae.